Messenger RNA from Sitophilus oryzae (rice weevil), 1796 nucleotides. RefSeq names its product phosphopantothenate--cysteine ligase. NCBI's taxonomy places the organism in Eukaryota, Metazoa, Arthropoda, Insecta, Coleoptera, Curculionidae. The transcript has 5 exons. Gene Ontology annotation, cellular component: nucleus; cytoplasm. Gene Ontology annotation, molecular function: phosphopantothenate--cysteine ligase activity. The record is from RefSeq and is a predicted model, not a curated record. The coding region runs from base 200 to 1138 and encodes 312 amino acids. Gene Ontology annotation, biological process: coenzyme A biosynthetic process.
AAUGGACAACGUUGUCAUUGUUGUCAUUUGGUUACAGAAUAUACCGAAAUUGUAUUUGGGAUGUGAAAUGUGAACCAUAGAUGUGAACUAUUGACUAUUGACCAUACCAUAGCUAUUGACUAUGAUGCGAACAGGUGAAUGUGCAGGCAUGUAAAAGAUUACUGAAGAAACUUUAAUUAUCCCAUUUUUUAUUUGGAAAAUGUCUUCACACUGGGAAGAGUUCUAUGCUACUCAUUUACCUCCAACUGAUUUUGAAGAUAACAGGAAAUUACUUCAAGAAUUUUGCGAAAGGCAUAAUAGAAACAACGAAAGAAUAGUUCUAAUAACUUCUGGAGGCACAACUGUACCACUCGAACACAAUACUGUAAGAUUUGUGGACAAUUUCAGUGCAGGGACAAGGGGAGCCGCUAGUGCAGAAUAUUACUUGGAACAUGGAUAUGUUGUUAUCUUUAUGCAUCGUCUUAAAAGCCUCGAACCUUUUACCAGACAUUUUAAUGGACAAAAGUUUAUGGAUAUGUUGGAAUUACAUGAAAGAGGACCUAAUACCACUAUUACUGUUAAACCAGACAGUGUAGAUGUUCUGGCACCUAUUCUAGCCAGUUACAAAGCUGCACAAGAAAAUGGCAGAAUUUUGUAUGUUAGCUUUACUACCGUGUCAGAUUAUUUCUGGUUGUUAAGGGCAGCUUCAGAAAGUUUAGCUCAGUUUGGAUCCAGGGCUUUACUCUUUCUAGUUGCUGCGGUUUCAGAUUUUUAUGUUCCAGCAAAUCAAAUGCCAACACACAAAAUUCAGUCAGGUGGAACAGCUCCAAAUAUUCAAUUACAGCUUGUUCCAAAACUUUUGGCUCCCCUAGUAAAUUUAUGGGUUCCUCAUGCAUUUGUCGUUUCUUUUAAAUUGGAAACUGACGAGAGUAUAUUAAUUACAAAAUGUAGGGAAGCCUUAAAUAAAUAUAAGCAUAAGUUAGUCAUUGGCAACAUGCUUCAAACAAGAAGAACAAGGGUUGUUUUUGUCACCCCCGAAAAUAACUAUGAGUUGGUACUAUCUCAGCAGCAAGUACAUAAUGGAAUGGAAAUAGAGGAAAUAAUAGUAUCAAACGUUGUGGCUAAUCACAAUGAUUACAUAAAAAUCCAGAAAUAUUAAUAAGUAAUUUCUCAUAUUGAUGGUAAAUGUCUAGGAAAUAAUUUUAUCAGGGUAAUCCUUAAAUGUCUUUAAAAAUUAAUGGUAAAGAUGUAUUACAUGUGUAAUAUGUGUAAUGGUGAAGGUAAGAUCGAAUAUUUAGUGUGGACUAUAGUUAUUGAGUAGUAGUACAUACUGGUAGCAAAAAACGCCUAAAUCUGUUAAGGCACACAUAUCUAAAAAUGGGAUCAUGUGCUAUUCCUAAGACUGCAACAUUUAAGACAGAUUAGAACAAAAUAAAAUUUUAUUCUUUGAAAUUUUUAAGGUGCCAAAAUUUCAGUCAGACUCCUGAAGAGUAUUAAAAUAGGACAUAUUGGUUUAUUAUACCCUUUUACGUGUUUCCACUUAGUUUUUUAAAACACUUUUCCUAGUAAAUAACACUGGUAGUUUACAAUCUCUUUAAAAAAGACCUCUGAGUUUUUUGCCGCUACAAGAAAAUCUACAAAAUAAAAUUGUUAUUUUUUUGUAAACACGAAUGCGUUGAUCCAACGAAGACCAAUUUGUUAGCGGUAUUUUACUAAUAAGACAAAUUUGCUUAGCAGACCAAAAAUGCUUAAUGUUUCAGGAGGUAGGUAUAUCUCCUCCUGUCGUCGGAAGCAAAAAAAAAUACAAAGAACAAAAA